GUCAUCAGAUUAGCUUUUCGCUUAUCAAAUCCAAAGUUUGUUUAAUUUAGGAAUCUUUGAUAAAGAUUCUCUGGUAGAUUACCAAUAGUCUGACCGUGGACAAGUACUUCUUCGCUUUGCUAAUUUUUGCCAAUAAUCAACCCUCAACCCCUCACAGUGAGACUCCUGAGGACAGUGCGCACAAUGAGCCAAGCAUCGUCCGAAGUGCAGCUUUCCGCACUCCGUUUGAAGUACUGUGAACGGAAGGAUGCCUUUCUAGAGGAGAACAUCAAAGUUAAGAACCCUUUUUGCCUCUUCCGUGACUGGCUAGAAUUGGCAUUGAAAACUCCUGAGAUUCUGGAACCCAAUGCAGCUGCCUUGGCCACCGUGAGUCCAGCCGGGAAACCAUCCAAUCGCUUUGUGCUGGUUAAAGAAGCCACCGCCGAGGGCUUCACAUUUUUCACCAACUAUGGCAGUAGGAAGGCGGACGAUAUAAAGGCUAAUCCCAAUGUGGCCAUUUCAUUCUAUUGGUUACCCCUACGCCGUAGCGUUCGUAUUGAAGGUGUGGCCGAAAAAAUUUCACCAGAGGAUUCCCUAAAGUACUUUCAUCAGCGUCCAAGAGCAAGUCAAAUCGGAGCUGCCGCAAGUCCCCAAAGUCAACGGAUUCCAUCUCGCAACUAUUUGGAUGAAGUGGAGGCGGGUAUCAAGCAAAAGCUGGGACCAGAUGGAGAGGUGCCUCUGCCCAACUGGGGCGGCUACCUUGUCCGUCCAGACCUCAUAGAGUUUUGGCAAGGUCAGACAGAUCGCUUGCAUGACCGGAUUCGGUUUAGACGAGGCGACGAAGUGGAAUCCGAAAUUGAUGGGAAACUCGUGCACAAGGGCGAAGAUGGAUGGGUCUAUGAAAGACUGGCUCCCUAAAUACUGUAAUGCUCUUUACAAUACUUGUGUAUGUCUUCCAAAUUUAAAUGAUACGAUUAG
Molecule: messenger RNA, 957 nt
Organism: Drosophila bipectinata
Lineage: Eukaryota; Metazoa; Arthropoda; Insecta; Diptera; Drosophilidae
Source: RefSeq, a predicted model, not a curated record